Molecule: messenger RNA, 2177 nt
Organism: Gavia stellata (red-throated loon)
Lineage: Eukaryota; Metazoa; Chordata; Aves; Gaviiformes; Gaviidae
Gene: SLC31A1
Product: solute carrier family 31 member 1
Exons: 5
Coding region: 9-614 (201 amino acids)
Biological process (GO): copper ion transmembrane transport
Cellular component (GO): membrane
Molecular function (GO): copper ion transmembrane transporter activity
Source: RefSeq, a predicted model, not a curated record
GUGGUCGCAUGGGUCCCACUUUUCUACGUGCCUUUUUGAAUAUCUCUGUCGUAAAGAUGUCUCACGAUCACCACAUGAACAGCUCCAUGUUGCCAACCAUGCAUCCUCCUGAACAUCAGCACUCAACGGCAGCCCCAGGACACGGUCAUGGAUCUGACAUGAUGAUGAUGGCAAUGACUUUCCACUUCAGCUAUGAGAAUGUGCCAUUGCUGUUUUCUGGACUUACAAUCAAUACUCCUGGAGAAAUGGCUGGUGCUUUUGUGGCUGUCUUCUUCCUGGCCAUGUUUUAUGAAGGCCUUAAGAUUGCCCGAGAGUGUCUGCUCCGUAAAUCCCAAGUCAGCAUUCGGUACAACUCCAUGCCAGUGCCAGGUCCCAAUGGCACUAUCUUGAUGGAGACGCACAAAACUGUUGGACAGCAAAUGCUGAGCUUCCCUCACCUCCUGCAGACUGUACUGCACAUCAUUCAAGUUGUGGUCAGUUACUUCCUCAUGCUGAUCUUCAUGACGUACAAUGGAUACCUCUGCAUAGCUGUGGCGGCAGGGGCAGGGACGGGCUAUUUCUUCUUCAGCUGGAAAAAGGCGGUUGUUGUGGAUAUCACGGAGCACUGCCAUUAACACUGGCUGCUGCCCAGAGGCCUCUCCAACCCACUGCUCUAUUGAAGUGCAGCCAUCACGAGGACUGGAUCAUUCCUAAGCUGAAAGAGAAACAAUACAAAGAAAAUCAACUGGAGUUCACCACAAGUUCCUAGCUGGGGUGUAGGGAUGUGAGGAGCUGGGGUAUGCUGCUCCCUCUUGCUGCAGGCUGGCAGCAGGGUUGACUCUUGAGGGUCCCAUGAUAGCCAUUCUUGGCUAGGAUUUGCUUUAUUCUUAGAUUAUGCCGUGAUUGAAAUUAGUUGGCUGACAGAAACGUAGAAAUUAUUCUUUUAAAAAAAUAUAUUUUUAAAUUGUAAAUGCUCAUCUGUGAGGGUUUUAUGAACAGUAGGUAAAGAUCAAAGUUGCCAAUGGAGCCUACAUGUGCAAAUGGCUAUUUUAAUUUUACUUUUUUUCAAUAUGUACAUAAUGCCAGGGGAGGAGAUCUCCCUGGCAUUGUGGCUUUUGGGGCCAAUGACACCUUCUGAUGCAGAAGGACUCAGCCUCUGAGGAAGAUUUGGUGCUGCACAUCAGACACGCUCAGGUACGUCCUGGCAAGGGAAUACUUUGACAGAAGUAUGUGACUUGUGCUUCAGGGGGCUCUAGAUGAGUCUGUCCUCCAAGCCCAUCAGAGUAUGAUGAGUGUUGUUAAUCUUCUGAUAUAUCCAGCAGCUUUAGUCAGCUUCAAGUGAUAACAUUUGAGUUUGGCUGCUUUCAGUUCCCAAUCACAGAAAUACACGGAGUAGACGCAGGACAACAAUUGUGUAUUCACAGGGCAAAAAGAUUUUAAAUAAACCAUUGAACCUGCAUUUACUUCAUGUUGAAUUGCACCUGGAUGGAUCUAGAGCUAGACUCUGGUUUACUAAAACUAGUUCUGUAAAUGAGGCAAGAGCUAAAUAAUGAUUUCAUGACACUAAAGGUUAAAAUGUCUGACGAGGGCAUUCCUUGAUUGAGAUGAAGGAAAUAAAACAACCGUGUUCCUGUAAAGGAGAGAUUUGGGGAAGGGAAGAAAGAAAAGAUAGGACUAGAGCAGCCUUCGGUCUCUUCUCAGGUGAAAGUUGGAGCAGCUUGGGCUGAUUAAAAAGUAUUCCUGACCCAGAUGACUCCUCUUUGUCUUAAUAAUCAUGCUGUGACCAUGUUAGCUUGGAGGUGCAAGAGUUAUCCAUGCCAGUGGUGGACAAGUGUUGUAGCGCAGUAAAGAACUUCCCAUUCAGUGCUGUGAGCUCUACACAUUUCAAGAUAGGCUGUGACACGGGCAAGAAUGGCUUCCUUCAUGCGUGAUGCCCAGAACAUGCAUUGGGUUUUCUAGAGAGCAGUUCUGGUUUAGCACUUUGUUAUUAAACUGCUUCUUGUUGUAGGGAACGUUGUGCAGAGUAUGGUGCAAAGCUGGAGUCUUCAGAAGGGCGCUGAAAAACAGGCACCGCUUUCAGACUGGGACUGAUGUCUGGAAUUUGCCAUGAGAACAGGGAAUCCUUUUGAGAUGAAGUGUCUGGGCACAUACAGUAGCAGUUUUUUCUCCAAAGAUGCUACUAGUUGCACUGUUAGAAG